Salvia splendens (bonfire salvia) is the source of this 835-nucleotide messenger RNA. RefSeq names its product 30S ribosomal protein S6 alpha, chloroplastic. Gene Ontology annotation, cellular component: ribosome. The coding region runs from base 77 to 655 and encodes 192 amino acids. The transcript is spliced from 2 exons. Gene Ontology annotation, biological process: translation. The record is from RefSeq and is a predicted model, not a curated record. Gene Ontology annotation, molecular function: structural constituent of ribosome; small ribosomal subunit rRNA binding. Lineage: Eukaryota; Viridiplantae; Streptophyta; Magnoliopsida; Lamiales; Lamiaceae.
ACCCAACAAAAGCCCAUUUCCCUCUCUCUCUCUCUCGCUCGCUCGCUCGAUCUCUCUGGUUUCGGAGAAACCAACAAUGGCAUCAUCAGCUUCAAUCUCUUCCUCUUCAUCCACUCUCUUCAAAUCGCGAACCUCUCACCUCCACUCCUCGUCUUCCUUCCUCACCUUCAAAUCCAAAAUCCCUAUUAAAAUGCCGCUUCUGAUAAAACCCCUGCGAGCAGUCAGAGCAGAAUUCGACAUGUCCUUUUUCGCAACCGAUUUAGGCGCACCGCCGCCGAUCGAGGGGUUCGCCGAUCUGGACAGCAAGGAGGAGCCGGAGUGCCCGCCCGGCCUCCGCCAGUACGAGACCAUGGCUAUAUUACGCCCUAACAUUUCCGAGGACGAGCGCCUCGCCUUCAUUGACAAGUACCAACAGUUGCUCUCUGCAGGUGGCGCUAUGCAUGUGGAGUUUUUGAACAAAGGGGUGCGCCCACUUGCUUACAGCAUCAAGAAGAAAAACAAAGCUGGAGAGACCAACAUUUACUUGGACAGUAUUCAGAUUCUCGUCACUUUCUUCACCAAGCCUGACUCAGUCUCGAUUAUCGGGGAAACCCUACAAAGAGACGAUGAUGUUAUCCGGUCAUCCACUUUCAAGAUAAGGAAGAGGAAGUAUUAGGGAUCAAGCCAAGUAUGCUAGGUUUUGAUGUGAAAGGCUUCGUUUUUGCUCUCGUCUUGUGAAAGGUUUAUUUGUUUUUUUUCUCGAAUCUCCACACUAGUUUGAGUUUGGCUGGAUAUAGAAUUAAAUCUUGGGAAUUCGUUUUUUUAUGAAUGCAUGUGGAUGAAGGUGCAAGUAAAA